GAAGCGGCGGGCUGCGUCAACCUGUGGCGGGCCGGGCGUUUCUGGAUCCUGAAGUUUUUAGUCGUGGUGGAGGCAGCGGUCGGGGCACGGCAAGAUGUCAUUUGUCAGAGUGAACCGUUACGGUCCCCGGGGAGGAGGAAGGAAAACCCUGAAAGUAAAGAAGAAGAAAACGCCAGUGAAGCAAGAAUGGGAUAACACUGUGAAUGAUCUAACAGUUCAUCGGGCAACUCCUGAAGACCUGGUACGUCGCCAUGAAAUACACAAAUCGAAGAAUAGAGCAUUAGUACACUGGGAACUCCAAGAAAAAGCCUUGAAGAGAAAAUGGAAGAAACAGAAACCAGAAAUUUCUGAUCUUGAGAAAAGGAGAUUAUCUCUCAUGAAGGAGAUUCUUUCUGAUCAAUACCAGAUGCAGGAUGUAUUGGAAAAAUCUGAUCAUUUGAUGGCUGCAGCAAAAGACCUGUUUGUUGAUUUUCCUCGUAGGCGCACAGCGUUUCCUAAUGUAACAGUGGCUCCCAAUUCCUCUCAAGGUCCCAUUGUGGUAAAUCAGGACCCUGUCACCCAGGCCAUCCUUAGUGAAUCUGCUCUGGAGCCUCAGGCUCUUAAUGAAGUGGAUAAUGAUGAAGAAGAAGGAACUGUUAACAGCCAGUCAGAAGAAAGCGAGAAUGAGUUGGAUAACUCUGUCGACUCUCAGUCUAACAUGAAUACAGACAGGUUUCUCCACCAACUAAAGGAAGAUAAUUCUGAGUUAAUUAAUAAACUGUGGGCUGAUAUUCAGCAGAAAAUAACAACACAGUCACAAAUAACAACCCCUCCAGGAACCCCAUCAUCUGCCCCUCCACUAGGGGAACAAAAAGCCGCUCUGAAUGCUACCAAUGCUGUCAAGAGAAUCCACACCAGGCUUCAGCCUGAAGAAGCAGCUGAGACUCUAGACUCGAGCUGUGCUGCGGGACAAGUGCUGAACCCAAGGAAGCAAAAGCAGCUGUUUAAUAAAGUGAAAAGAAAACCAGAUUUGCAUGCUCCUUCCAAGCAGAAGAAAAACACGUCAUCAGCCAGCACAGCCUCCGCAGACCUAGCCAGUAGCGGUAACCCCAGCCUGGAAGUCCUCAAGCACAUGAUCCAUGAAGUGGAGCACGAGGUGGAAGAAUACGAGCGGUGGACAGGCCGCGAGGUCAAGGGGCCGCGGAGCAGUCAGGGCCUCACAGGCUUUACUCUGUCGCUGGUGAGCUCCCUCUGUCGCCUGGUUCGGUACCUUAAAGAGAGUGAGCUCCAACUGCGUAAAGAAGUAGAGACGAGGCAGCAACUGGAACAAGUGUUAGGUGAUCAUCGAGAGCUCAUCGAUGCUCUGACAGCUGAAAUUCUUCUUCUUAGAGAAGAAAAUACUGCUACCCAGGCGAGACUUCAGCAGUACAUGGUCACAACAGAUGAGCAGCUUAUAUCACUUUCACAUGCCAUUAAGAACUGUCCUGUAAUAAAUUUCAACAAAGAGAGUCAGGCAUCAGAAAAGGGAGCCACGAGUAGAAGAAUUAUAGACAGUCCAGAGGGUCCAACUGUAAAUGCUAAUGUCUCCGUGCCAUUGACGUUCAGAGGGGAAGAAGUGGUUGAAUUCCCACAGGAAGACUUGCCGGUUAAACUGCCUCAGGUGCCAGACCUGCCAGAUAGUGUGAAUUUGGCCAACAAUUUUCCAGCACAUAUAUUUGAGCCAGCUGUGUUGUUAACACCACCCAGGCAGAAGAGCAACUCAGAAUUCUCUCCUCUGCAGGAUGUAUUGAGGAGGACUGUUCAAACUCGUCCUGCUCCACGAAUUCCUCCCACUGUGGAAAUAAUUGAGAAGGAACAAAAUUGGGAAAAGAAGACCUUACCUACUGGCACAGACAUUCAGAAUUCAAGUGAUGAGAGUCGUCUCUUCACCCAGAGGUGGAGGGUCUCUCACAUGGGAGAAGAUUUGGAGAACAAAACCCAGGAUCCUUUUGUUAACCUCUCCCAACCCCUCUGCAGUUCCCAUCCAAACGCUCAGCAUUCAAGAAACCCCACAUUCUUGGACGAGCCCCCCAUACUGGGAGAUGGGCAACAGCUUAGAACAAAGGAGGCAUUAAUACAAAGAAAGGACAUCAUGGCACGAAUUGCUGAGCUGACACUGCAGAAUUCAGCUAUCAAGGCGCAUCUGAAUAAUAUCAUUGGGCCAGGGGGAGAGCAAGGGGAUGGACUUCGGGAAUUAAACAAACAGGAGACGAGUCAUGCAGGCGACAUGACUGCCACUUUCCCAGCAGCGCAACCUCUAACACCGAGCAGCAUGGAGGAGCGGAUUGCGGAACUGACUCGGCAGAGUAUGGAGGCUCGUGCGAAACUCCUGCAGUUAAUAGAGCAGCAGAAGCUUGUGGGUUGGAAUCCGUCCUCCCCCCCAGUAUCACCUGUUCAGUCACCUCUCGGAGCAUGGACUGAAGGAGGAAAGAGGACAAUCGAGGUGUCUAUUCCAGGAGCAGAAGCCCCAGAAAGCUCAAAAUGCAGUACUCUCUCUCCCACCAGUGGGAUAAAUACAAGAAGAUCUUCAGGAGCUACUAGUAAUUCUUGUUCUCCGUUAAACGCCACCUCAGGAAGUGGACAAUUCACACCUCUUAAUCCAAGAGCAAAGAUUGAGAAACAAAAUGAAGAGGGCUGGUUUGCCCUGUCUACCCAUGUGUCCUGAGUGAAGUCGAGUUUUACCGAGUUUGUUCUCAGUAAUAUAUUCUUGAGCUUCUAGUCCCUUUUCCCUGCUCCUGCUUUCAAGUUUUUAUGUCCUUCUUUUAGAUAAAACCUACAAAGAUCUUGUGACUUAGUACUAAUGGAAAAAAGAAAUAAAGCAAUUAUUUU
This is a messenger RNA of Ceratotherium simum simum (southern white rhinoceros), 2847 nucleotides long. RefSeq names its product spindle and centriole associated protein 1 (gene SPICE1). NCBI's taxonomy places the organism in Eukaryota, Metazoa, Chordata, Mammalia, Perissodactyla, Rhinocerotidae. Gene Ontology annotation, cellular component: centriole; centrosome; spindle. Gene Ontology annotation, biological process: mitotic spindle assembly; metaphase chromosome alignment; regulation of centriole replication. The record is from RefSeq and is a predicted model, not a curated record.